CUGAAGUCUGGUUAUAUAUAUUUUUUUGAGCUGAGAGGAAGAAGCUUGUGGCGUGUUAGCUGGCUAAUAGGCUAAUCACGCUAGCUCGUCAGUUAGCAGCUUCCCCCGGCCAAUGGCACGAGAGCAGCGGGAUGCUCUUUAAGUUAGCAACGGUUGCUAACAUAAAUGUAUUUAAAGCCGUGGCUGUGUGUGUUUAUAUUCAGUAAACCGCCCCGUAAGGACACAUUUAACACUUAUAGCUCGUUGUUAAUUCAAGCGAGAGCGCCGUGUCUUCGCUGCACCGCUUCAAAUUAGCCCCUGCGAUGGAUAACUGAUACUCGGCUAAGAUAGCUAAUGUUGACAAACACUGACGCGUUUAAAAAAUAAUUAACAAACCGUCACACGAGCGAGCAGGGAUGCUGUCGGACAUGGGUCAUGUCAGGGGUUUCAAUGAUGAGACUUUAUUUGAGUGACUUGUGUCAGCUUUCAGGCCGGUGUGAAGCAUGUUGACGUUGGAUGUGCUGAAGCUGGAACAUUUGGCAACAACCAGGAGUGGACCUGCCAUGACAGAGAGAGACGUAGUGAGUCCAAACCACACACUCACAGCAGGAGACUAUGAUAUUUCAGUGAGGUUACUAUGUUGAUAUGAAUUUUGAAUUUAGGUAACAUUGUUGUCGAGACGUGGAAGGCAACACAGCUACCUGCCUGACCUUGUUUAUCUAUUUUCCUUGGACUGUCUUAUUACUUUUUAUUUAUAAAACACAACAACUUGUCAGCAUUUCUAAAUGUCACAAUGCUUAUUCUAACUCAUCACACUGACGUUUAGUGCCAUUUUAAAAAACAUGGCGUUGAAACUGAAGAGCUGGAUCUUAACCACGGCGGUGAGAUAAGACAUCAGCUUUUUUUUUCCUCUCGUGUUUGCAAAGUGGACCAUCCCGAUAUAAAUGGAGCCGACAGUCCUGUCUGGCCCUUUGGGGCACACACAGUGGGAGUCAGAUCAGCCAUUUCCUCUUGGAUUUCACACGCUGGAUUCAGACAAUGGAGGUGUGCUCUGUUCAAACAGCAGCAGCAGCAGCCAGGCAGGUUUGGAUUUCAGAAACAGUGACCAGGAACAAACAUGCCAACAAAGCGAAGAGGAGAAUAUAUUCAAGUGCAAGCCGGUAGAGUUGGACAACCUCAUAAGUAUGUUUGAGAGUGAUCAGUCCGCUAUUUCUCAUAUAGAGGAAUUGUCCCUUACAGAAAAACGCGAGGGACCCGAUGAAAUAAGUGACUUACCGCUAUCGUGGUUGUUUUCUCCCAAACUCGCUAUCGUGGCUGGGAAAACCUCAACCAGGGAGGAGCUGGGUCUAACACCGGAGGACCCUCUUGAGAGCUCAAAUACCCUCAGUAGUCAGGCUGAGCUCAUAAGUCUAAGCGUACCUGUCUCUCCUUCGAAGAUUUCCGACACCAACACGGGGGAUCUGUUUUUGUUGGUGGAUUUCUUCUCAGAUGAGAACUCUUGUCUACCCACAGAGUCCUCAGGUGAGUUGAACCCACAGGGUGUCAGUGAGGAGCUGCUAGACCUCACACAAGAGGAGCAAGCAAGUCCCCCUCCCUCACAGAGCUGGGAGACUUUGUCACAUGAAACCGGAGACAAAGGUUUGUUCCCCGAUCAAGUGACUGAUCUGCCUGUAACCUGCAGCACUUCCCUGCAAGGUUCACCUGAGAGUUGCGGCCCACAGCAACAAAACCACAGCAGCACGCCACUGGAGUUUUUCGAAGGAUCUGUGCCUUUGUUGGAUUUAGAUGUUCCAGAUUGUGACAGCAGUCUGAGCCUGUGCCCUGCCAGUCCUCCCUCCGUUAUCAGCACAGUUGCACCAUUAGAUUUAUCAACACCGGAGUUGGAGGUGGAACAUGAAGGAGCUACUGUAAUUCCCACUUCAGAGCAACAACGUGAGGAUGACUCAUUUGCUGUGGGGUUAUCAGCGGGACCUUCAUCACUGACGGUGCCUGUGGCUGAAGAUGCCUUCAUCCAGGGUGAUUUCACCAGCGAGAGUUACUCUGUGGAAAAUGAGUCUAAGGAUUUGAUGGAAGACAAGAUUCAUUCUGAAGCCAAAACUCAGGGGAAUGAGGCAAUGGCUUUGGAUCUGUGCUUGACUGCUGAUGAGGUCCAUGACGAGGAAACUUGGGACUUGAAACCACACGAGGGGGUACAGAAAGGAAGCGUUCCCGACCCGACAACUGAACAGAGGGAAGAGGAAGGCGAGAGUUUGACGGACACUAACCAGCUGGAGGGAUCAGAUUGUCAUGAAGUGGCUUCUUUUGAUUUUUCAGUUCAGGACCUACACGCCGCUUCUACACCUGAGGCUGAAUGGACUAGUGAGCAAACUGUGGAGACAAUUUCCCUCUCUAAGAUGGUGGUAGAUGACUCACUGCCAAUGGUCUCGGCUGUGAAUACGAAGGAGGAAGAUGUCUCCCCACUAAAAGCUGUGUUCGACGCCUUAGACCAAGACGGAGAUGGCUUCGUUCGGAUUGAGGAGUUUAUGGAGUUUGCUGCCGCCUAUGGAGCCGAUCAGGUGAAAGAUCUGACCAAGUUUUUGGAUCCAAGUGGGCUGGGAGUGAUCAGCUUUGAAGACUUCCACCGUGGAAUCUCUGCAAUUAGCAAUGGAGGCCCAGAGCCACAGCUUUACAGUGUAAACUACAGUCCAGGGGAUGGAGCUGUGGGCUGUCCAGAGGAAUAUGACGAGCAAAAUGAGGUGACGGACAGCGCAUACCUGGGCUCGGAGAGCACUUACAGCGAGUGUGAGACCUUCACCGAUGAGGACACGGGGGCCCUCGUGCCCCCUGAGAUGCACGAGGAAGUGGAGACGGACAGCGGUAUCGAGGCCACGCUGCACGACCCUGAAGAUGGUGGAAAUAGGUUUUCCCUAAACUCUGAGCACCACAACCACUCCUUGGUGACGGUCAUCGGUGGAGAGGAGGAGCACUUUGAGGACUUUGGGGAAAGUAAUACCUCAGAGUUGCUUCUGGAGAGCAGCGUGGAUGGGACGGAGGGGCAGGGCGACUCCCCUCGCAUGCAGCCUGCCGAGCAGGUCAAUGGCUCUCCGCUGCUCUCUCCCAGCGCUGGCAAGAGGCUGUCCAGCAAGAAAGUAGCAAGACAUCUCCUCCAGAACAGCUCCAUGACCCUGGAUACCAUGAGCGAUUUGACGCGGGACAUCCUGGAGCUCGCUGACAAUGACAUCACUGACAAGGUGCUCCUCCUCGAACGCCGAGUGGCGGAGCUGGAAAAGGAGUCCGAGGCAUCGGGGGAACAACACGCGAGGCUGCGCCAGGAGAACCUCCAGCUCGUGCACCGGGCUAACGCAUUGGAGGAGCAGCUGAAGGAGCAGGAGCUCUACGCUGACGAGCAACUGCAACAAGAGACCCGUCGUCACAAGGAGGCCCUGACUAAGCUGGAGAGAGAGAGGGGGAUGGAGCUGGAAAACCUGCAGGCCAGGCUGCAGCAGCUGGAUGAGGAGAACAGCGAGCUGCGGUCAUGCGUCCCCUGUCUUCGAGCAAACAUCGAGAGACUAGAGGAGGAGAAGAGGAAGCUGCAGGACGAGACAGAAGCCAUGUCCGACAAGCUGCAGGAGGAGACGGAGUCGCGCAGGAAAAUGGCUGACAAGCUGAGCCAUGAGCGCCACCAGAGCCAGAAGGAGAAGGAGUGCACUCAGGAGCUCAUCGAAGACUUGCGUAAACAGCUCGAGCACCUACAGCUGUACAAGCUGGAGGCUGAAGCAAAGAGAGGGCGCACACCUGGAGCAGGGCUGCAGGAAUAUCAGACCCGCACGCGCGAAGCUGAGCUGGAGCAAGAGAUCAAACGGCUCAAACAGGACAACCGCAGCCUGAAGGAGCAGAACGACGAGUUAAAUGGACAGAUUAUCAACCUGAGCAUCCAGGGAGCCAAGAACUUAAUGUCGGCCUCCUUCUCCGACUCCCUGGCAGCUGAGAUCAACUCCGUGUCUCGUACAGAGUUGAUGGAGGCUAUCCACAAACAGGAGGAGAUCAACUACAGACUCCAGGACUACAUUGACAAAAUCAUCGUGGCCAUCAUGGAAUGCAACCCCUCCAUCCUAGAGGUCAAAUAGACGCCAUGCAGCCCCACACAGAGACUCAGGCUGUUUAAAUAUACAGAAGAAAAACUACCAAGAGAGGAUGUAAAAAUGUAGUCCGACAACAUUUUGGUAGGAAAACAACAAAAAAACGCACUCGACUCAUCCGGCUCCUCAAACGCCCCCCAAAAAAAGAAGAAUUUAAGAUUUCUAAGAAGUCUGUUAGUUAGAUAUUCCUCGAGUCUGUGCUUAUCUGUGAGUGUUUGUGUUAACCCUCCUGAGUACGCUUGGGUUCUGGUGACUUCCAUGUUAUUUGGCCAGAGGGACCCGAGUCUCCCCCCCCAGUGGAGUGAGUGAAUGUGUAAAUGUGUGCAAGAGCUCUGUAUCAUAAAGAGUAGAAAAUCUUCCCGUCCCUUUCAAGAAAAAAACAAAAGUGUCAAUGUUUGAUUGAGCUACAGACAAACAAAAAUCAGACAAUUAUACAGUACCGAAAGGCCUUAAAUGAAAGGUGAUUUAAAAGUAUUCAUUAAUUCUGCGUACCAUACAUGCCUCAGUUCAGUCGGUGGAGUGUUACUGGGAUGGUGUUGGUAUGCAGGGGCUGUGAUCUCCUGGAGCAAGCUGAAUCGUGCUUUAAAUCACGCGUGAGAAAAAAGCCGUAUGAAGCGCGUGUCGGGAGGUCGAAGCAGCGAUUUUCUCUUUUUGGAUUUGUCCUUUAAUGUUUAGAGCUUGCUGUGCUGCCUGACAAGUCCCUAUAACGGUGUGUCCUGUCCUUUGACCAAGUUCAACUGUCUUUCCAGUGAACCCAAGUGAGGGACAUUUCAAGGAGUUGAGGAUGAGAAAUGCCCGGAGGGUUUCGUGUGUGUGUGUGUGAAGUGUUUGACAUUUCCUUUUUUUUUUCCAUGUUACUUAGAGUGUUUGGUGACAUUAGGAGGAAUAAUAUAAGCUUCAAUGUCCCAAAUGAAGGAACUAGGUGGUUUAUAGUUUGCCUCAUCUCAUUUUUUAUUUUAUUUUACAAUGAAACAGGGUCCCAGGGUUCAGGUGGGCUGCAAACCUCCAGUGGGUGGGAAGAUAAUACUACAUUUCCCAUCACUCCCUGGCACAAAUAUUAGAUAGCUCAAAUAUAUCUCAAUAAGUGUAUAGACCGGGUGCUGUAACUGACAAAAUCUAACCCGCUCAUACUCACGGCUUCACUUUGUAAACGCUGCAAACACUUGAACGAAGCAUGAAGGGAAACUGACGAGUGAUUCUGGGAAUUGUAGUUUGUUUUAAGCGCAGCCCACCUGACUCCAGUGUUCUCUUGCUGAGUGAAAAUGAUGGGGAGCAAGUUUAUCCAGGUAACCAACCUUUUUUUUUUUUUUUUUUCCACUGCACAAGUGAUUUAUUGUCACUAAGAAAUGCUGACAUUUGACAAGUUGUAUGUGAAUAAUCAAAUGGUUGUACUUUGCACUAAGUUUCGAUUUCAUUAUCGUUUUGUUGAUACAAAAACAAAUGUUUAUUUUGAAGGGAUCAAAUCAUAAAUGAAGAUAGUUUUGAAGCCCGUAUGAAGAUGAUAGCGUGCGGGAUUUGUUGCUACUGACAUACCAGCAAAGUUGGAACUGGUGUGUAUGUACACUAUAGAAGAAAACACACGUCACACUAAUUUUUAUGCCAUAUUCAAUUUAAAAUAUUUAAGAAUACUACAACAAAAGAACAUUUCAGCCAUGUCUCAAGAUGAGUUUGCAUUUACAUACUGUAUUUUUUCAGCCAUCAGGAGUUCCUAUGAUCUCUUUUCUUUCGCUGGCUAUUAUAGCCAGGUCUGAUCUGCAGAUAUUACUGAAGAGACGUGGCAGACUUUGGUAGCAAUAACGCUUGGCAAGAAAGUGGACAUUAUUGGAGGGCAGGUGAAACGAACCUGCUCUUUAUUUCCUCUGUUGAAGCAACAUCUGCUUUUUUUUCAAAGACGUACGGACUGAUUUUGGACUGAUGCCGUGCUCAUCGGUACUGUGCAGCCAUCUCACUACACUCCUGGAGGUUUCUUUAAGACUCGGACUGGACACAAGUGUCAGAUUCACCUACCAGACAUCUUGAUGGACUUAAUAGUUGAAGGGUGGUCGGAGGGGGGGAGGUUGAUUCUGUCAAAACAGCAUGACAUUCUGCACCAACAUGCUAAGAAGAAUAUUUUUCACCCAGCUCACCUCGAUCUGACUGCUCUUCUUCACCUGCCACUCCAUGGAAAAAAUGGCCUUGGAUGUAAAUGACUUGUACAUGUAAAGUUUUUUCUACACUCAUUCUAGAUUCUAGGUAUUUUUAUAGUUGGAAGAAAAGAACAUUUCUUCUUGUCUUAUGCUGAGAGACAGCUGCCUGUAUUCUUCUCUAGCAUGUAGCGUGUACAGUACCUGUUUUUUUUUCUUUCUUGUUUUGAAUAACAUGCAGAUAUUUAUUCAUCAUUUGACACAAACGACACGCUCACACUCUGUGAUCUGUUCUGCUGAAAAAUACGUUUGUAGAUUUUUUUUUUUUUUUUUUUUUUUUUUGAAUUUCACGAGUUGGGGAGAGAUCGACUCACGGUGGGAGAAUUUCAUUGAAUCAAGGUUAAAUGUUUCAAAGGAAAGUUGUAUCGUCUUUGGGUGACUCAAAGCUUGAAUGUGACCUGCUCAGAGCGGUCUCUUGUCGAGGUCAUCGCAUUCUUCCACUGUGCUGAUGAUGCUGUGACCUCUUCAGGGUGACGAUGAACGGCAGAGUCUGCAGUUUCUACUGCUGUCUUCCCAGAUGGAGUCAGGUCCUGCAUGGAAACACCUAUUUUUUAUUGUAUAUCUCUGAUUCAAACUCAUGUUUUGGCUGACAAAUCAUAUGCUAUACUUUCUAUUUGUGGAGUCGUAGGUUGUGAGACCUCAUAACGUCAACACAUGACACAUAAAACCUCAUUCCCAGGCUUGCUGAGUUCAGCUUCCUGCCUUUAAGUGUGACUGGAGGUUUGCCCCAACAAAUGUAAUACUUUAUUCUUUAUAAUGAAUCUUUUUUUUUUUUUUUUUUUUGCAUCACAAAGAGGGAAUGCGAUGACACUUGAACAAAGCAGGUAAUAUGACACUUCGCUCCCUGCUUCAUAUCUUAGUGUCUGGUUUCGACAGAUAGUUUGGGGACUAACAUGACAGGCAACAGAAUAUCUAGACAGUGAGACCACAGAGCUGACAAAACAUUCCCUUUUAGCAGAGCUGAAGGCAAUUGCACUUUAACCACAUCCAAAUUUCUGCUUUCAAAAUGACCAAAGACAGACGUUUGAACUUAAACUGAUCAUUUUAUCUUAUCAGGGUCCGUGAUCACCGCUUUUGGUAACAUUUUCCUGUUCUCUAAUAAAUCAUAAAUCAACUCUAAGCUUAUCCUUAAAGAAAAAAAAAAGAAAAGAAAAAUGGCCUGCUAGUCUAAACACUGUGCCUCUGUGUCUCAAACUUUGCCUCUAAACUAACCUGAUGAUGAGCCCUGGGGAAAGCACUGACCACGUGACUGUCAGUUUGUUAAAUUAUGAUGAAACAUAAACUGUAAAUAUGAAUUGUCAUUUUUUGUGAACUUUUUUUUUCCUCUCUCUCUCUCUCUCAUACUCACUUCCAGUGUCCAAAGAAAGUUUGCUCAAGGCACAAACAUCACUACAGUGGUAGUGCAUGGCUUGCCAUUAUGUGACAUGGGAAGAUUAAAAAGAGAAUAUUGUAGAAAAGAGAAAGUUUAAAUUUAUUCCUAUUUUCAAAGAUAAAUGUAUAAAUUAUAACAGUAUUGGUUACAGCUGUAUAUUAUUUUUGAAGAUUCCCCAAAUGAUCUAAUCCUAAUUGUUACUGGGGAAAUAUAAUUUCAGUCAUUGUAAAAAAGAGAAAAUUUAAAGGUAAGCAGUGAAAGUAAGAUUAGAAAAAUAAAUGGAAUAAAA
Messenger RNA from Larimichthys crocea (large yellow croaker), 7941 nucleotides. RefSeq names its product RAB11 family interacting protein 3 (class II) (gene rab11fip3). Gene Ontology annotation, biological process: regulation of cytokinesis; endocytic recycling. Gene Ontology annotation, cellular component: recycling endosome membrane; cleavage furrow; midbody. The transcript has 13 exons. The record is from RefSeq and is a predicted model, not a curated record. Gene Ontology annotation, molecular function: calcium ion binding. Lineage: Eukaryota; Metazoa; Chordata; Actinopteri; Sciaenidae. The coding region runs from base 924 to 4085 and encodes 1053 amino acids.